GGAGCCCGGAAUUAACCGGGAGAGGGAAGAGGAUCUCGGAAUUAACCGGGAGAGGGAAGAGGAUCUCGGAAUUCUUGGGGAGCGGCACCAGGAGCGACACCGGGAGCGAGAAAAGGAUCCCGGAGUUCCCCGGGAGCGGCACCCCCGGACAGCGGAGCCCGAGCCGAGGAUCGGGAUCGGGAUCGGCUCCAUGGACACGUUCCAGUCUCCCACCCCCUCCUCCCGCCGGGACAAAGCGGAUUCCGGCCUCGCCUCCGUCACCAUCCCGGCCUCUCCCUUCAUGCAGAAGUUGGGAUUCGGCACCGGAGUCAGCGUGUACCUGAUGAAAAGGUCUCCGCAGGGAUUAUCCCGCUCUCCGUGGGCUGUGAAGAAAAUCAGUUCCAGCUGUUCCCAGAGCCAGCGGAGCCUCUUCCAGCAGAGACUCCGGGAAGAGGCCCAGAAACUCCGGAACCUGCAGCAUCCCAACAUCGUCGGGUACCGGGCCCUGAGCCGCGCUCCCGACGGCAGCCUGUGCCUGGCCAUGGAGUUCGGGGGGGAGAAAUCCCUCAACGACCUGAUCGAGGAGCGCCGGGAGCAGCGCCUGGGGCCCUUCCCGGCUCCCACCAUCCUGCACGUGGCGCUCAGCAUGGCCAGGGGCCUCCAGUACCUGCACACGGAGCAGCGGCUGCUGCACGGCGACAUCAAAUCCCCCAACGUGGUCGUGCGCGGCGCCUUCGACGCCGUCAAGAUCUGCGACGUCGGCGUGUCCCUGCCCCUGGACGAGAACCUGGCAGUGAGCGAUCCCGAGCUGUGCUACGUGGGCACGGAGCCCUGGAAGCCGCCGGAGGCGCUGGAUCCCGACGGGAUCAUCUCGGACAGAUCCGACAUUUUCCCCUUCGGCCUCACCCUGUGGGAGAUGCUGGCGCUGAACAUCCCGCACCUGCCCCUGCCCGAGAGCGGCUCCGAAGAGGAUUCCUUUUCCGAGGAAUCCUUCGACGAGGAUUCCUACUACGCGGCGCUGGGCACGCGGCCGGCGCUGCCCCCGGAGGCGCUGGAUCCGUCCCUGGAAUCCGUGCGGGAAUUGUUCGGGGCCUGCACGGCCCGGGAGCCGCGGCAGCGCCCGGCGGCCGCGCGGAUCGUGCAGGCGCUGGAGGGAAACCCGCAGCCGUGAGCGCUCCCGGAAUUCCUGCAGCCAUGGGAAUUCCCGGGAUUCCAGAGCUUUGAGCGUUCCAGGAAUUCCUGCAGCCAUGGGAAUUCCCGGAAUUCCAGCAGCCAUGAGCAUUCCCAGAAUUCCAGGGCCAUGAGCGUUCCCAGAAUUCCAGAGCCAUGAGCAUUUCCGGGAUUCCUCAUCCUUGAGCAUUCCCGGAUUUCUGGAGCUAUGAGCGUUCCCGGAAUUCUGGAGCCCUGAGCAUUCCUGGAAUUCCAGAGCUGUGAGUGUUCCCGGAAUUCCUACAGCCAGCCAUGAGCAGUCCCGGAAUUCCAGACCCCAGGCAUUCCUGGAUUUCCAGAACCCAGGCAUUCCUGGAUUUUCAGAACCCAGGUAUUCCUGGAUUUCCAGAGCCCUGAGCAUUCCCAGAAUUCUAGAGCCCUGGCAUUCCCAGGUUUCCAGAGCCCCUGAGCAUUCCUGGAAUUCCUGCAGCCCUGCACAUUCCCGGAUUUCUGGAGCCCCGACAUUCCGGAUUUCCAGCAGGACCUGGCUCCAGGAUUGGGAGGAGCCAUUCCUGGUUCUGUCCAUCCCAUUCCUUGGCUUUUGGGUUGGACUUUCCCCAAGUUUUUUAGGUCAGAUUUUCCCAAGUUUGGGGUUGGAUUUUCCCUCUUUUUUGGGCUGGAAUUUCCCAAGUUUAGGUCAGAUAUUCCCUCUUUGGAGUUGGAAUUUCCCUCUUUUUCCACUGGAAUUUUCAGGUUGAAUUCUCCCAGGUUUGGGAUUGAAUUUUCCAUUUUCUGGGUUGGAAUUUCCUCAUUUAAAGUUGAAUUUUUCCAAUUUUUUAGGGUUGGCUUUUCCCUCCAGGGUUUGGGUUUUCCCAAGUUUUUUGCUGGAUUUUCCCUUUUCUAGGUCAGAUUUUUCCCUCAUUUUCGAGUUGGAUUUUCCUUCUUUUUUUGGACUGAAACUUCCUGAGUUUUCCCAUUGGAUUUUCCCCCUCCUUGUAUUCAGUCUUCCCUCGUUGUUUGAGCUGGAUUUUCCCUGUUUUUCCCAAUUUUCAGACUGGAUUUCCUCUCUUUGGAGUUGGAAUUUGCAUUUCUCUUUGGUUGGAAUUUCCCACUUUUUCAAGUGGGAUUCUCCCAAGUUUGGGAUUGGGUUUUCCUUCUGUUUUGGGCUGGAAUUUCCCAAGUUUAGAUUGGAUUUUCCCCCUUUUUGAGUUGGAAUUUCCAUUUCUUUUUGUUUGGAAUUUCCUUCUUUUUGGAGUUGGAUUUUCCAAAGUUUUCCUUCAGGAAUGUUCCCAAUAAAUGGAUUUUCUCCUC
Molecule: messenger RNA, 2439 nt
Organism: Oenanthe melanoleuca
Lineage: Eukaryota; Metazoa; Chordata; Aves; Passeriformes; Muscicapidae
Gene: PBK
Product: PDZ binding kinase
Exons: 9
Coding region: 191-1150 (319 amino acids)
Biological process (GO): protein phosphorylation
Molecular function (GO): ATP binding; protein kinase activity
Source: RefSeq, a predicted model, not a curated record